AAAUGAACAAACGCGCCAAAGCUCUCAAUGUCGCGUCAUUCGAUUUCUUCGAAAUUUUUAUAAUUGUUAUCACUUUGAGAGGCGCCGCGCCGUUCUAAACGAACCCCUAUCGACUUUCCCUGUCGGAAGCUCUCGACAGUGGAAACUCCGCAUCCAUGUUAGUGGGGGGAAGAAUUUCCCGACCGUUGGUGUAUCCAGCAUCCUGUCUUGCCACAUUUUGCAGUGAUGGGCGUGACGGGUCCUGCAUUCACAGUUCGUGGGAUGUUCAUCGGAUAGAUUUUUUAGAAUGAACAGGUGAAAAAUAAAGUGCCAUGAAAUUCUUCUUGGAUAUAUGGUGGUUUCUUUUUGGACCACUAUCCUUGAAGAUAUGUCUUGGAAAUCCAGAUGCCAAACGUCUGUACGACGAUCUACUUUCGAAUUACAACAGACUGAUCAGGCCUGUAGGCAACAAUUCAGAUCGCUUGACAGUCAAGAUGGGCUUGAAAUUGGCACAACUUAUAGACGUGAACUUGAAGAACCAGAUCAUGACUACUAACGUCUGGGUAGAACAGGAAUGGAACGAUUACAAGUUGAAAUGGAAUCCAGAGGACUAUGGAGGAGUAGAAACUUUACACGUACCGUCUGAACAUAUUUGGUUGCCAGACAUAGUACUUUACAACAAUGCUGAUGGUAACUACGAAGUGACAAUAAUGACAAAAGCAAUUCUUCACCAUACGGGAAAAGUGAUCUGGAACCCGCCAGCUAUAUAUAAAUCGUUUUGCGAGAUCGAUGUUGAGUACUUUCCUUUUGAUGAACAAACUUGCUUUAUGAAAUUUGGUUCCUGGACUUAUGAUGGAUACAUGGUUGAUCUCCGACACCUUCAACAAGUACAAGACUCGAACAAAAUCGACGUAGGCAUUGACCUUCAAGACUACUACAUAUCAGUUGAAUGGGACAUAAUGCGUGUGCCAGCAGUACGCAACGAAAAAUUCUACAGCUGCUGUGAAGAACCAUACCCUGACAUCAUCUUCAACAUUACACUCAGAAGAAAAACAUUAUUUUAUACCGUGAAUCUGAUUAUACCGUGCGUUGGGAUAUCCUUCCUGUCCAUACUCGUAUUCUAUCUGCCAUCUGAUUCUGGGGAGAAGGUCUCACUCUGUAUAUCUAUUUUACUAUCACUAACUGUUUUCUUCCUAUUAUUGGUGGAGAUCAUUCCUCCAACUUCCAUCACAGUGCCUCUUCUAGGAAAAUAUUUGCUUUUUACAAUGUUGCUCUGCACGUUAUCUGUUGUUGUAACGAUUGUUGUUCUGAAUGUGAACUUCAGGUCACCUGUCACUCAUAAAUUAGCACCUUGGGUGAGAAUCUGCUUCAUCGAUAUCUUGCCGAAGUAUUUAUUCAUAAAAAGGCCGAACAAAGAUGAGGACGAUGAAAAAAGUGUAGACAGCAAUAUUCUCACCGAUAUCAUCCAGAUACCAAUGAUGGAUAGGUGUAAAUCGUAUGAUAAGGCCCUUGACAGCUAUGAUUUAGCAAUGCAUCCUUCCAGAUACGAUAUGGAGGUAGCAUCCCGUAUGGCCACGUGCUUCCGUGAAGUUCCUUACCCCUCAGUGCCCCUCAGCGGGGGUGACGAGGAUUUGUACAGCCCUGCGAGUUGCAGGACGAAUAUUUUCAGUGCCAGUGAUGAUAGUCCCUGUUUUGAUAAAGUAGAAUUGCACGACAUGGAUAAAACGAUCAACGAUUCGAGGUUUAUAGCUCAGCAUGUGAAGAACAAAGACGCAUUUGAGAACGUGGAAGAGGAUUGGAAAUACGUCGCAAUGGUGUUAGACAGACUGUUCCUCUGGAUUUUUUCCCUCUUGUGCGUAUUUGGUACGGGUUUAAUCAUUUUGAAUGCACCAUCAUUAUAUGACACCAAUAAACCAAUAGAUGUAUUAAUUUCCAAGGUAGCUAAGAAAAAGAUGGCGCUGUUAAAAAUGGUUCCAGAGGAACUGUAAAAAACUAUUUAUUAUCCAAUAAUUGACCCAAUACAAGAGAUAAUCAUUAAUAUUAUUACUGUUAACUUAUUGAAUUUGUAUCAUUAUUAGAAAAUGAAAUUUUAUUCUUGAGUGAACUCUUUUCGAGUUUAUGAAUAAAAAAUAUAAAACCACGAAA
This is a messenger RNA of Harmonia axyridis, 2124 nucleotides long. RefSeq names its product acetylcholine receptor subunit alpha-like 1 (gene nAChRalpha1). Gene Ontology annotation, biological process: regulation of membrane potential; nervous system process; signal transduction. Gene Ontology annotation, molecular function: transmembrane signaling receptor activity; acetylcholine-gated monoatomic cation-selective channel activity. Bases 312 to 1967 code for a protein of 551 amino acids. Gene Ontology annotation, cellular component: synapse; postsynaptic membrane; neuron projection. The record is from RefSeq and is a predicted model, not a curated record. The transcript has 8 exons. Lineage: Eukaryota; Metazoa; Arthropoda; Insecta; Coleoptera; Coccinellidae.